Molecule: messenger RNA, 1653 nt
Organism: Plodia interpunctella (Indianmeal moth)
Lineage: Eukaryota; Metazoa; Arthropoda; Insecta; Lepidoptera; Pyralidae
Exons: 1
Coding region: 1-510 (169 amino acids)
Biological process (GO): tRNA splicing, via endonucleolytic cleavage and ligation
Molecular function (GO): nucleic acid binding
Source: RefSeq, a predicted model, not a curated record
AUGGAUGUGGAAAUCAAGAUAAAGGAAGAUAUGAAAUCGCUUGGCUGCGAAUCUGACAUGAAGAUUUCGCUCGCUUACCAACUUUACAUCCAUCUGGUUGACGAAAAAUUAAUGUACGACACUGAAUAUUGUUAUAACAAGGAUGUGGACACAUUAUACGUCGUUGCGAGACCGAGGAAGAAUGAAAAACUCAACAUUUACGUACCUAUUCGUACUUACGAUGAUAUAAGUUUGGAUUUCAUCAAUACAAUGCAAGAAAAUUUGUGUACAGUUGAGUCAGGACCGUCAAUCAAUUUGGCUUUUAUUGAAGGUGAUUCCACCAUAGUAAUCUAUUCUUUUACUAAAGGACUUGUUGAAAGGCCAUCAGCAGAGAAGAUUAGUGAGAAUCGUAAAAAGGAAGAACGGAGAAGUUUUAUCAACAGUGAGUUGGUGAGGCAUAGGAGUGAGAUAUUGCAUGAUGCAUUGAAUGGAGGAGUAAUAGAUGAUGACGACUGCCUUGUCCUGGAUUGAAGGGGUUUCAGAAAAUUCGUGUGAUUUUUUAAUGCAUCAGCCAUAAAUUAAGAUGGUUAUAUUAUGUGUCUUAUGGAAACUAAAGAUGGCAACAUUAAAAGUAUAUAAAUAAAGUAUUGAUAACUGGCACAUAAAACCACAAUGUAAAAGUAAAAGAAAUAUGUAAGUUUGGAUCGUAAUACAAUAAGGCAUAGAAGAUAAAUAAGAUGUUAUGGGAAAUGGCUUAUAAAAAAAAAUCUUUAAAAAAUAUUUUUAAAAGUGCUUAGCAGUCCCAUGUGUGCCAAAGAAUAUGGCUUCAAAAUAUGACUAGAGCAGGUGAACUGAUUGAAUCCAACAUGAUAAUAAACCUAGAUAUAGAAAUGACAUAUUCUUUUAAUAAUAAACAGUAGAUUAAUUAUUAACAGUAAUAGCACAGGGCAGUAGUGUCCUCAAAUUUACAAAAUGAUUAAAAGACAGAAUGCAGACUUGAAUAUUUGAUAUCCACAAUGUAAUAUAAAUAAAUGUAUAAAUGGUACCAUACCUGUGAUGGGGAAGAAAUCAUAUUGACAAAGUCUUUUCUACUUGGUGGCGUUAGAGGCAAGCCUACAUAGCACUGGCUUGAUGUUGUCAAGGAUGUUAUGGAUACCUACCAUAAGUUUGAUAACUAAAACUGCCCAAGACUAUGAAAUGUGGAGAAGUACUUCAACUCUAUGGCUAAUGAGAGGUGGAGAUGUUAGAAAGCCAAACAAAGAAGACUGUGCAAAGUGUAGUACAGCGGAGAAGAAACAGUAUACAAGCACAUCCUGAGCUUUGUAGCUGAGAAACUCAGAAAGUGUUUACGAAUGGAGGAAUGAUAUUAAAAAGUGAAUAGUGAUGACUGUAUGUUCUUAAGUUUAAUUAGAACAAGCAGUGAAUUGUUUCACUUUGUACUACUCCCUCAUCUUAUCAGUUUGAUUAAUCACCACUGUUUGACAAAAAUGUACUAAUUUUCUUUCACUUGUGUAAUUAAAGACAUAUUUUCUUAUGAGAUAGUAAUGUUAAAUAGUCACUCACUUGGCUUGCUCUAAUAUACCUAAAAAUGUAUGUUCUUAUUAUUUGCCAAUGUUAAAAACUAAAGGGCUGGAAAUUUUGUAAAAUAUUUGGAAUAAACAUUUAAUUAAUAUA